This is a messenger RNA of Didymodactylos carnosus, 1113 nucleotides long. NCBI's taxonomy places the organism in Eukaryota, Metazoa, Rotifera, Eurotatoria, Philodinida, Philodinidae. The record is from the annotation of a GenBank genome assembly.
AUGAAUAGAGCUCGGAAAAAGCUAGUAAGAGAAACAGUUGGUAUUUUGAAAAAGCUUCAUCCUGAUUGGGGAGCCAAAAGAAUUUUAUCAGAUAUUAAACCGAUGCUGGAACGAGAACAAAUUCCGUAUUCAACUUCAAAUUCUCUUCUACAAAAUAUCAAAUACCAAUUAAAGAAAUUUCGUGAAACUGGAACAACAACAUUACGUCGAUCAGGCUCCGGCCGUCCACCAACAAAAUCAUCAAAACAACUGUCGAUCAAAUUGAAACGAUUAGUUUUAAAUAAAAGGAGACGUUCACCUCGAAAGGUUGCACCAAAUGUGGAUGCUUCAGUAUUAACAGCCUUACGUAAUUUAAAAAAAUUUGCAAAACCACAUCGUCGUAAAACAACAACUAAAAUUACGAACGAACAUUUAAUGAAACGAAAAAAGUUCGCUCUUUGGUUAAAAAGACAUUGGAAACUGAAUCCACACGACCGUUCUUCCAAAUGGCAACGACUGGUGAACACCUACUUUUCUAAACCCUUUCGUCUUACACCAGAACUUACUUCCAAAAACGAUAUUAUAUGGUCUACCAGUCGACAAGAUGCUGAUAAACAUGGUGGAUAUCAUGGACGUGAAAAGUUUUCUCCUGGUAUCAUGCUAUGGGGUGGCAUAAGUUGGAACGGUUUAAUUCCACCAGAAGCACCCGUGUUCAUCGAUAAAUUUUUAGAUGGAUAUCAAUGGCCAAAACGUGCCAAGAAAACAAUAAAUGGUGCUCGAUAUGCAGAUCUCAUUAGUACUAUUGGUUAUCCAUCUCUCAUGAAAAAAUAUCGAAAUCGUGUACCAAUUUUUCAAGAUGAUGCUGCAAGCAUUCAUCGUACACCAAUAGUGCUUCAACAGAUCGAUGCCUUAUUCAAUGAACGAAUUCCUGUUGAUGUUCAGAGUCCUAAAUUUGAUGACAUAUGGGCGAUAGAAACAGUCUGGCGCAUUAUCCGUGAAAAAUUACUUGAUGUAAAAUAUUCAAAUAUCGACCAACUGAAACGACAAAUCAAAAAACUUUUGGCAAUCAUUUUCGUCCUAGCAAUGUCGACCAAUAAUCUCAUCAAAGGUCAAACGAACUUCUUUGUUUACUAG